AUAACCUCAAUAUAAAUGGGCGGGGGACAGGACGAAACUUGAAAGAUUUAAUCCCAAAUUGAAGACUUCAUUCAAGGCCAAAUUUCAUUCAAGGCCAACAGUCACCACUUCUUCAUUAUUUCCAGUUAGCAUAAAUGAGCUCCUAUUUUCUCAAUGCAGAAUUGCAUGGUAAAUGCAGCUUGUUUUUGUAGCUGGCCUGAACAAUGCUGUCACUCCAGUCACUUCACAUACUUGCAACAGCAGCUGUUUUUUUGGUGACAUGUCAUGCUGAGGAGAAGUGUGCAGGAGCUCCUGGAAUCCCUGGCACCCCAGGAGUCAAUGGAUUGCCUGGAAGAGAUGGAAGAGAUGGUAUGAAAGGAGACCCAGGCCCACCAGGUCCUCAGGGGCCACCGAGUGGCAUGCUAGGUCUUCCCGGAAGAGAUGGGCUUCCUGGGGUUCAAGGGCCCCAGGGUGAAAAAGGCAACAAGGGGGAGAGAGGGGAGCCUGGACCACAAGGCCUGCCUGCUUCUGUUGACCCUGAAUUGCAAGAAAGCCUCCAGUUUUUAAAACAUCAGAUUACCAGACUGGAAGGAGUCCUUACUUUGGAAGGAAAAAUAACAGAAGUGGGGGAAAAAAUUUUCGCUACCAGUGGGAAAGAAGUCAAUUUUGAAACCACAUUAAAAGCCUGCGAACAUGCUGGUGGCUCCAUCGCCACCCCUAGGAACAAGGAGGAGAACGAUGCUAUUUGGGAUAUUGUGAAACAGUUUAACAGAUAUGCUUAUCUGGGCAUAAGGGAGAGUGAUGUUCCAGGUGAAUUCCAUGAUCUGGAUGGGAAACCUCUGAAUUAUACCAACUGGCGUGCAUAUGAGCCAAAUGGCAAAGGAGGGGAAAACUGUGUAGAGAUGUACACUGAUGGCGGCUGGAAUGACAAAAAAUGCAACCAGUACCGCCUCACUAUCUGUGAAUUUUAAAGCAUAUUCUUUCAGUUAUUUCAUAGGGCAGAGUCCAUGCAAUAUUCUGUGUCUCAAACAUAAACAGGAGCUUGUUCUCUCAGCAUUAUAGCUAAUGUUGUCUGUGAUUAUUUUAUCUGAGAGAAACAAAAUCAUGGUGUAAUAUUUUCCUUCCUCAUGCUUACUAAGGAAAUAGUAACUACUGAAGGUGAUUGAUCUGCAACUAGAACUAUCCCUAAUUUGAGAGGGGGUUAAUGAUAGUAACCAAACUCUGCCUUGUCUCACUGUGGCUGAUUAAGCUCCAGAUAAGGAUUUCAGGGUUUGGCUUAAUGUGUUUGAG
Molecule: messenger RNA, 1269 nt
Organism: Caretta caretta (loggerhead turtle)
Lineage: Eukaryota; Metazoa; Chordata; Testudines; Cheloniidae
Product: pulmonary surfactant-associated protein A-like
Cellular component (GO): multivesicular body
Source: RefSeq, a predicted model, not a curated record